This is a messenger RNA of Amoebophrya sp. A25, 1650 nucleotides long. The record is from the annotation of a GenBank genome assembly. NCBI's taxonomy places the organism in Eukaryota, Dinophyceae, Syndiniales, Amoebophryaceae.
AUGUUCUCCUCGGGUGGACUUUCUCGCCGCUACUCCUUGCAGGUCGGAUUGGAGCACGAUGCGAGUACUAGUUCUUUGUCCUUUUACGCAGUCGACAUAUGUUUCUUUGAUUUUAGAAGGAGAGCAGGAUAAGCUGUAUAAGAAGUGAUUAUAGAGAUAGAGAACAAGAUGGAGUAGAAUGCUUCAGCAACAGGUCCAAUCUCGCUGCUGAUUUACUGGCGACCAACACCACGUUUGCAAAAGCAAAUCCUUGCACUAACCAUCUUUCCAAAUUCACUGCAAAAUUGAAACUUCCUCCAGUCGGCUGUGUCGACAACGUCUGUUCGUGUUCUAACGGUGUCGGGAUAGUCGGAUCGGAUCCGCGAUGCGAUGCUCCUGGAAAGGAGGUUUGCGUAAGCUGCGAGCCCGACUUUCAGCUCGUGGGUAUUGAAUGCCUUGCCAGUGGCUGUUCUUGCAGCAACGGCGUGAAGGACCCCUACUGCACCUUGGACCAACCGGAGAUGUGCCUGUACUUCAGUGUAUAGCCGGCUUGUUUGUUUACACUAAGUGGAGGGCUUCUAUCAUGAUUGAAAUAGUUCCCGUUCGACAAUGUGCGAAAACCUCUAUCCGAAUUCUGCUGAGAAUAUGUGAAUGUGACAGUACUACUUCGUGAUUGUAGUAGAUCAUGUUGCGGAGGUACAAAAUUGGCGUUGUUUUUCGCAAUGACAGGUCUUGCGAUACGGAUUUCGAGUUGCUUUUACCAGAAAAGAUCUGUGUCGAGGGGGGCAAGUGUGUGUGCGAUCAUGGAACUCCGACGAAGACUCCUGUGUGCCCGCGUUCUGGUGAUAAUUACGGUCUUUUUGCGCAUUUCCAUCAGGAGCUAAGUAGCCUAACGGCACGCAUUCGCCUCAUUCCUUCUUGACCACCUCGUCCUCUUGUCAACGGGGAUAGAUACUAGAAUGAAUGAAGCGGCUACAUCACUUCGUUCUAAAAUUUGUUCUUUUCACUUUCAACUUUUCCUACUCGACGAAAUAGUUGAAAAUGAAAACACAUUUUGGCAGAAUAGCAACAGCCCAGGUGAUUGAUGCGCAGCUCCAGCUUCUGGGGACGGAAUAAAUGGAAUUGCGCAAUGUCUAACAUUAGGGGUGUCGCAGUUGCGAUGAUGGUUUCUAUCUCUCGGAUGACGCGACCGAAUGUCUUUUCGAUCCCGAUAGCCAGAAUCCGACACUCACUGUUCCCUUCUCGUUCUUGCAGACCACGACCGCGACAAGGGCAGGAGGUGACGCAGAGGAAGAAAAUCAAAAUGACGCAGUAGAGCAAGAUGAAGUGGACCAGGCAGCAGCUGCAGAUGAUGAUGUUGAUGAUGUUGACGCCACCAGCAGCGUGGUACAAGAGGUAGCUAGCGGGGACAAUGUUGACCACGUUGCUGAGUUCGAGGAAGAUGAAGAUAGCACCGAUCCUGUGUCUGAUAAACAAGAUGACGACAUCGACAUCGAGGCUCACGAUCAGCAGAGCAUCAUUCCUGGCGUCAGUGGAGAUCUUGUCCUAGAAGAAGCACACAGUGAAGCAGAGGAGACAAAGCAAUCUUCGGGAAAGGAAGGCGCAACUUCUUCGGAUAGUAUUGCGAACGAGAUGGCCAGCGAGCAUCCGUACGAAGCCAAGAUUCAGCGU